UCACACGAUAUGAUGUAACCCCCUUUGUACGGGAGCUCCCUCUCGAUAGCAAACUAGCAUAUGCUCUUCCGCCCAUAUCUUCUUCACCACCAAACCGAAUAUCCCUUCAAUCCACUUCACAUAAAUCCCCCUUCACUUCCCCAUUCCACAUGAUCUGUUCACCAUCAUGACAACUUCUUCAAUUUCCUUAAACCUAAACCCCCCCUCUCUGUCUUCACCCCCACCAUCAUCUUCUUCUUCUUCCUCCAUUGCUGCAACUUCAAGAAUCUCUUGUUUCCACUCUUUUUCAACAAAACCCAUAUGUUUUACCCCUCAAGCUUUAAACUUUAGACCAAGAACAAGAAAACCCAUUUGCAGUUCUUCGGUUAAAGAUCCCUUAACAACUGAAGAAUUGAGUAAAGAAGAUGAAGAGGGUCCCCCUUCUCAGGUUGAAUCCGAAGUUACUACUAAACCUAGACGUAUUGUUCUCUUUGUUGAGCCCUCUCCCUUUGCGUAUGUUUCAGGGUACAAGAAUCGGUUCCAGAACUUCAUUAAAUAUCUACGUGAGAUGGGAGACGAGGUGAUGGUUGUAACAACUCAUGAAGGGGUUCCUCAAGAGUUCCACGGAGCAAAAUUGAUUGGCUCGCGAAGCUUUCCUUGCCCAUGGUACCAAAAGGUGCCACUUUCACUUGCAUUGAGUCCCAGAAUAAUCAACGAGGUUAAACAUUUUAAGCCAGACAUCAUCCAUGCAUCAUCUCCGGGCAUUAUGGUUUUCGGUGCACUCGCUAUCGCCAAAAUGUUGUGUGUUCCUAUCGUUAUGUCAUAUCACACACACGUGCCUGUUUACAUACCAAGAUACACAUUUAGCUGGCUAGUUAAGCCUAUGUGGUUAGUUAUAAAGUUUCUUCAUAGGGCAGCUGAUCUCACAUUAGUGCCAUCGGCUGCAAUUGCAAAGGAUCUCCGACAAGCACGAGUGACAGCCGCUAAUAAAAUCCGUCUAUGGAACAAGGGCGUCGAUUCAGAAAGUUUCCAUCCCAGAUUCCGUUCUCAUGAAAUGCGAGUUAGGUUAACGAAUGGUGAACCAGACCGGCCAUUGAUAGUACAUGUUGGGCGUAUUGGUGUCGAGAAGAGCUUAGAUUUCCUUAAAGGUGUAAUGGAAAAGAUCCCAGAAGCAAGGAUAGCUUUCAUUGGUGACGGUCCGUAUAGGGAAGAUUUAGAGAAACUAUUUGAAGGCAUGCCAGUUGUAUUCACGGGAAUGUUACAAGGCGAAGAGUUAUCUCAAGCAUACGCGAGUGGUGAUGUUUUUGUAAUGCCAUCGGAAUCCGAAACCCUCGGGUUUGUCGUGUUGGAAGCCAUGUCAUCGGGGCUGCCCGUGGUAGCUGCCCGAGCUGGCGGUAUACCCGAUAUUAUCCCCGAAGAACAAGAGGGAAAAACUGGGUAUCUCUACACUCCUGGAGAUCUUGAUGACUGCUUAAACAAACUGGUCCCGCUCUUACACGAUGCCAAGUUACGGGAAAGUAUCGGGCAGGCUGCCCGAAUGGAAAUGGAGAAGUUUGAUUGGCGGGCAGCCACGAAAGUUAUUCGUAACCAACAGUAUAAUGCUGCGAUAUGGUUUUGGAGGAAGAAAAGAGCGCAGCUACUGAAACCGUUGCAAUGGAUGGUAAAACUGUUAACACCCACACAUAGGAAGUUGGUAGCAGGUGAUUUGUGAUUUAAUGAUUUAUGAUGUGUUAACUGUUAAUGAUUUUAUUGAUUAUGAUAAUUUAUAUGAUACUAUGAUAGUAUGAUGUGGACUGUGGAGUAUUAGAACUUCAUUAAGUGACCCGGCCCGGCCCAUUACGUAUAUUGAAAUGAAAACAUCAGAGAUACUUUAAUAAGAA
Molecule: messenger RNA, 1859 nt
Organism: Helianthus annuus (common sunflower)
Lineage: Eukaryota; Viridiplantae; Streptophyta; Magnoliopsida; Asterales; Asteraceae
Product: sulfoquinovosyl transferase SQD2
Exons: 11
Coding region: 167-1690 (507 amino acids)
Biological process (GO): glycolipid biosynthetic process; sulfolipid biosynthetic process
Cellular component (GO): chloroplast envelope
Molecular function (GO): UDP-sulfoquinovose:DAG sulfoquinovosyltransferase activity
Source: RefSeq, a predicted model, not a curated record